CCUAUGUAACGGCAAUUCUUGGUUUAACAGAAUAUUCUUUACAAAUAAAAGAAUAUUCUGUUAAAUUUAACCCCAAAAAAAUCGUCUACUUUUCUCACUCACAAUUAAUGGUAUAGUCCCUACCGCACGUGCGAGCCACACGAUUCAUCCCUGAAUUGGAUUUGGGGAUAGCAUUCUUCAAAUUAGGGCUUCCAUUUCAUUACACGAGAGAGUCUUCUGUCUCUCUACAAACCCCCAAACCCCAACAAACACAAGCUAAACCUUCUCAAUCCCUCUCUUUCGCGACCCAGAAAUGGCCGCCACAGCCUCCUCCUCAUAAACCCAUUCACCUUGUUCCUCCUCUUCUUUCGCAGAUUCUUUCUCUUUGGGUUUUGUUUUUAUCGGAGAGUUUGAUUUGGGAAUCCGAUCUUUUUCUUCAUCGAUCUUCAGUACCGGUUGUUUGGGGGUUUCUUUUCGGGUGAAAGUUAGGGUUUUAGGGUUUUAAUUUCUUUUCGGGUUGUUUGGGGGUUUCUUUUCGGUUGUUUGGGGGUUUGAUUUCGGGUAAAAGCUUUGUCAUUAAAUAUGAAGGUUCAGUCAAGAAUGGAGAUUCUGACUGCUUUGUCUUAGAGCAUGUUGAACAUGAUAGGCCUGAGGUGUUGAAGAGUGAAAUAAGCGUUUGUCAGCUUCAGUAAUAUGGCUAUUGUAUGUUUAUGGAAGCAUGUAUACUAUUAUAAUCUAGCAAUGUUCUUCACGAAGAAGGGCAAUCUCAGAACACUAUAAAGAGAAUUUCUAGAAAAGCCAUGCAGGGAUUUAACAUGAUACCAUAUCAUUUGGAGAACGAAGAUUCCGAGGAGGAGGCUAUUAUCUUGAAUCGUCGCAAUGGCAAUUACAAUUCAAAGGAUGCUACUUUAUGCUACACUUUACCCAUUCAUGGAUAUGGAGCUCCUAAUAAUAAGCUUUUCUUGACGUGAGUGAGUUUCUGAAGUGAAAGCUUUUGUAUUUAUGUUGUGUUUCUACUUACUUACUUACUUGUCUAUCACACAUUUUAUCGAACACUUUGUGAUAUCAUCUUUUGUAUUAUAUUGGUUUCAUUUUGAGGCACUUCUUGAUAUCAUCUUUUCCUUUUUGUUUUAUUUUUAUUACAGGUCCUCAUGUUAAUGCUCAUAAGCAUCAUGUUGACAAUGAGCUUAGGAUGCUGGAGCGAUUUGUGUAAUACUGACUAGCCUAUGAUUUUGUGUAAUACACAGGGUAAAAGCUUUGUCAUUAAAUAUGAAGGUUCAGUCAAGUCAGCUUGGCUCGUAGGUUUGCUUUGGUCCCUCUCGGACCCCCGUUAUUAGCUUACAGCAGCAAUUGCAAAGCAAUGUUAACAGCUGUUGAUGGUGCAGUUCAACUGGUGGUUGAUCGCCCAUAUAAGGCUGGAGAAUCUAUUGCUGUUUGGUGUGGGCCACAGCCUAACUCAAAAUUGCUUAUAAACUAUGGAUUUGUCGAUGAAGAUAAUCCUUAUGACCGGUUGGUGAUUGAGGCGGCUUUGAAUACGGAGGAUCCCCAGUAUCAAGAUAAAAGAAUGGUUGCUCAGAGGAAUGGAAAAUUAUCUGUGCAAGUUUUUCAUGUGUAUGCUGGUAAGGAAAGGGAAGCUAUACUGGAUUUGCUUCCAUAUAUUCGAUUGGGCUAUUUAUCAGAACCUUCAGAGAUGCAAUCUGUUAUCUCUUCUCAGGGUCCAGUUUGUCCAGGUGUAAUCCACAGGGAUGUCAAACCUGGAAACUUCCUCUUCUCUCGUAAGGCCAGUAAAGGUUACCUGAUUGAUUUCAACCUGGCAAUGGACUUACAUCAGAAAUAUGGAAACACUGGACUUACAUCAGAAAUAUGGAAACACUGGCUAUACUAAAGAUAAUCAAGCAUUGCAAGGAGUUUAACUCAUUCAUAUCAUUUUUGAGAUGUUCAUGGUCAGUUUUCAGAUUUGUUAAGAUUGUUUGAGUAUGGUGGAUUUCCACCUGAAGCAAACUAUCUGUUACUAGGAGACUAUGUGGACCGUGGUAAGCAGAGUAUAGAGACUAUAUGCCUUCUUCUCGCGUACAAGAUCAAGUACAAGGAGAAUUUCUUUCUUGAUGCAAACCGAAUAAUGACUUCAAAGUACAAUCAGUUCACCAUUCAAGUAGUUGAACCAAUGGAAGAUUAGGAAGAAGUUACCUUUUUUUUUUUUUUUACAGUAAUUUUAUUUUAUUUAGUGUUGAGACUUUUCUUGCUGCUGAGCUUGUUUUUCUUUCUCUUGACUUGUUAUUUAUGGAUUUACAUGGAGUAGUGUAUGCAAGUAUUUCAUAUACCCAAUUUUCUAAAAGUAAAUAAUAAGUAUUAUUUUAUUA
Cannabis sativa is the source of this 2339-nucleotide messenger RNA. RefSeq lists its product as uncharacterized. Gene Ontology annotation, biological process: peptidyl-lysine monomethylation; protein phosphorylation. Gene Ontology annotation, molecular function: protein-lysine N-methyltransferase activity; protein kinase activity; ATP binding. Gene Ontology annotation, cellular component: chloroplast stroma. NCBI's taxonomy places the organism in Eukaryota, Viridiplantae, Streptophyta, Magnoliopsida, Rosales, Cannabaceae. The coding region runs from base 1340 to 1864 and encodes 174 amino acids. The transcript is spliced from 11 exons. The record is from RefSeq and is a predicted model, not a curated record.